Messenger RNA from Cyprinodon variegatus (sheepshead minnow), 2123 nucleotides. RefSeq names its product actin-binding LIM protein 1-like (gene ablim2). Gene Ontology annotation, biological process: lamellipodium assembly; cytoskeleton organization. Gene Ontology annotation, molecular function: actin filament binding. Gene Ontology annotation, cellular component: actin cytoskeleton. The transcript is spliced from 19 exons. Bases 165 to 2123 code for a protein of 652 amino acids. The record is from RefSeq and is a predicted model, not a curated record. Lineage: Eukaryota; Metazoa; Chordata; Actinopteri; Cyprinodontiformes; Cyprinodontidae.
CUGGACAGAGCGCUCACUCUGCUCUCAUCUGUCAUUGGAGCAGAACAAGGAUGAGUAGAAACGCUGUUUCUAGACUCUGAGAAGGUUCCUUGGAUUUCAGCUGGAUUUCCUGCUUGUUCUAAACCCAAAGCGGUUUUCUAAGUUGGAGCGGCUCCUGAAGGACGAUGCCAGAGGAGAAAGUCUUUCAGCAGCAGGCCGCCCACUCCGGUCUGCAGCAGCAGAAGGUGAAGCAGGAAGGAGGCGGACCCGUUCCUUGCCAGAACUGUGGGAAACCCUGCAAGGGAGAAGCUCUGCGCGUCCAGAACAAACACUUCCACCUGAAAUGUUUCGUCUGCAAACUCUGCGGCUGUGACUUGGCCCAGGGGGGCUUCUUUGUGCGGCAGGGUGAGUACAUCUGUACUCGGGACUACCAGGACCUGUACGGGACUCGCUGCUUCAGCUGCCAGGACUUCAUUGAGGGGGAGGUGGUGUCAGCGUUAGGAAAGACCUACCAUCCUCGCUGCUUCGUCUGCGCCUCAUGCAGACAGCCGUUCCCAGCUGGUGACAGGGUGACCUUCAAUGGGAAGGAGUGUAUCUGCCAGAAGUGCAGCCAGCCGCUGCCUGCUAACAGUCCGGCCCCCAUCCAGGCGGUCCACAACUGCUGCGGCUGCGGGAAGGAGUUCAGGAAUGAACAGUCUCUGGUUGCUCUGGACAAGCACUGGCAUCUGGGCUGCUUCAAGUGCAAAGUCUGCAACAAGGUUCUGAAUGCUGAGUACAUCAGCAAGGAUGGGAUCCCCUACUGCGAGAUGGAUUACCACGCCAUGUUUGGAAUCCAGUGUGAGAGCUGUAAGAAGUAUAUCACUGGGAAAGUACUGGAGGCUGGAGAGAAGCACUACCAUCCUUCCUGCGCGCGCUGCGCCCGCUGCGAGCAGAUGUUUGGAGAAGGAGAAGAAAUGUAUCUGCAGGGAUCGUCGAUCUGGCAUCCGCCGUGCAGACAGGCAGCCAAGCAGGAGGAGAAGACCAAGAAGCAGGUCCGGAUACAGCUCAUUGAUCAGCAGGUAACUCGGACCUCCUCUGAGAGCAUCACUUCAGUUCCUGCAUCCAGUGCUUCUGGCUCGCCCAGCAGAGUCAUCUAUGCCAAACUGGGAGAGGAGAUGCUGGACUACAAGGACCUGGCAGCUCUUCCAAAGACCAAGGCUAUCUACAACAUCGACAGGCCUGACAUGCUGUCCUACUCCCCUUAUGUCAGCUACCCGUCUGAGGAGAGGCAUUACGGAGAGGGUGACGGGGAGAAGUCCCCCCGCCAGCGGAGGCCCUCCAGCCCCAGCUCCAACAGCUCUGUGGGGGGCUACGGACGCUACACGCCGUCGCGUUCCCCUCAGAACUUCAGCAGAGCAGGACCAGAGGUGGACAUGGCUGGUAAAACCAGCAGCCUUCCUCCACCCAAACCCCACCUGGGUGGAGCAAAGAGCCCCUCCCCCUUAGCCAGGGCCACCGCCUCCCUCCCUAAGCACUACCCUGGGGGGACUAAAGGGGGCGCUGGGGCUGUAGGCCUUGGCAAGUACUCUCCCACACCAGCAGGAGGCAGCGCAGGCUUGUCUCUACAGCUGAACCCCACAACCCUGGCAAUGCUUCAGCAGCACAACUAUGUGCCCUACUUCCAAGGCAGUGAAAGCGGCCGCAGCACCCCCAGCUUAUCCACUUACUCUGAUGGAAAAUCCCCGUCAUCUACUUCUACGUACGUGGCUGCUCCUCGCCAUUUCCACAUACCAGAGACUAUGGUCAAAGAUAAUAUCUAUAGAAAGCCCCCCAUCUACAGACAGCAUGCUUCUAGAACAUCCUGGCAGGAUGGGGAGGAUAGCAAGAGAACCAGCUGGAUGAUGUUGAAGAGUGAGAUGGACGGUCCGAUGGCUGAAGACCUGGAUCCCUGUAAAUCCACCUGCAGCCUCCCCACUAACGUGUCUCAGCCAAAUUUCCCCUACAGUAAGUCUGCUUCGCUGCCCGGCUAUGGAAGGAACGGCAUCUACAAGAGACAUUUGUCGCCGGAUGAGUUCCAGCAGGUGUUUGGAAUGACGCUGGAGCAGUUUGACCGGCUGGCUCUGUGGAAGAAGAAUGACAUGAAGAAGAAGGCUCGUCUGUUUUAG